Molecule: messenger RNA, 2442 nt
Organism: Agrilus planipennis (emerald ash borer)
Lineage: Eukaryota; Metazoa; Arthropoda; Insecta; Coleoptera; Buprestidae
Product: RNA-binding protein 45
Exons: 9
Coding region: 164-1588 (474 amino acids)
Molecular function (GO): RNA binding
Source: RefSeq, a predicted model, not a curated record
GCUAUUAUCUAUGGUUAUGCAGUUUGAUGUUUGAUAGACCACUAAUAAAUAACUUUUAACUUUUACUUCAGUUAAGAAAAGUUGUUAAACAUUAAUUAAUUAUUGACCACUUGGUAGUUUUAUGUAACAGUGUGUAUUUAUCGUAGUAUAUUAUUAAGGCAACAUGACCGACCGUUACGAUAGAAAACACUCAUUUAGUGAAAAAUCAGAUGAUGAUCCCCCUAAUUCUAGAUUAUUUAUCAUUUGUAGCAAGCAAGUUACCGAAGAAGAUUUGCAAAAUGAAUUUGCAAAAUUUGGGAAAAUUGAUGAAAUAUGGAUAGUUCGUGAUCGCCAAACAGGAGAAAGUAAAGGUGUUGCAUAUAUCAAAUACACCAAAACUUCUGAAGCAGCAUUUGCUUUAGAAAAUAUGAAUGGAAAAAUGAUUGCCAAUUGUAGUAGACGCUUAAAAGUGAUGAUUGCUGCUAGCCGUGAUCAAGGUUCCAGAAGAGACGAGAAUGAAGAAGAAAAAUUACAGAGAUUAUUUGUUUUGGUUCCUAAAAAUAUGACUGAUGAUGAAUUAUAUCAAACAUUCAAAGAUUAUGGAGAAAUUGAAUAUGCUAAUAUUAUUCGAGACAGAGAAACAAAAGAAAGCAAGGGAUUUGCUUAUGUAAAAUUUUUUAAAUUUACUAGUGCUGCAAAAGCCUUUGAAGAAUGUGACAGAAAGUUUAAACCUGUGUUUGCAGAACCUCGUAAACCUAAACAAGAAAUGCCAGAUAAAUGCUAUUCUUCUAAGUUAGAUUCAUAUUCAAGUAAUACUCCUAGUAUUUAUUCUAAAACUUCCAUUACUUUACCAGAAGUAAACACCAAUGAAUAUUUUACAAAACUUCAAGUUGUAACUGAUCCGUAUGUUAAUCAAGAUCAGUUGUGGAGGCUCUUUGACAUUGUACCAGGUAUGGAAUUUUGUGAAUUACGACAAGACAACAGGUCACGUCCUAGUCGAUGUUUUGCUACUGUUGUCUACAAUAGUCAUCAAAGUGCCGCUUAUGCAAAAGAGAAACUGCAUGGAUUUGAGUAUCCUCCGGGAAGUCGAUUGAUAGUAAAACCAGAAAUUGAACAAAGAUCAUUUUUUGAUCAACCUAAAGAAAUUCCAAAUCCAUUAGCAAACAAAGGUAUUUUAGAAUUGGCCGAAACAAUUGCAAAGGCAACAACACUGUUACAAGCGGCUAAAGGAAUUCCUGGAAUUUCCGAUCUACUACCUGAAAGUAGUAAACUGUCCAAUACUGUUUGUAACGUUUCGUUACCGGAUCCGCAACCGUUAGCAGAUAUAGAUGCCGAAUGUAUUACCAGGUGCUUCAUAGUUUGUAGUCCAAACCCGCCUCCAAUGUCAAUAAUGAAAGAUAUUUUUAGCCGUUUCGGAAAUUUAAUCGACGUAUACAUGUUAAAUAACCGGAAUUGUGGAUAUGCAAAAUAUGCUACAAAAGAAUCAGCUGAAAGUGCCAUAAAGACUUUACACGGUGCCGAAGUAUGUGGCAUUCGUUUGAAGGUGAUGCAAGCAGAAGAACCAAAGAACGAGAGAAAACGUAUGAAACUUGAAAUUAAUCCAUAUUGAGGGGUAUGUAAAAUAGCAGCGGCAAGUAAAGAGAGAAAGAGGACACUUUGGUUGUGAUAUGUUAAUAUAUUUAUUAAUAUGUAUUAACGUAUGUACGUUCAAACGAAACGGCGCAUUAUAAUAUCCAAUAUUUUGCUACUGCAUUGUGAAGAGGAUUAUUUUUAACGUUUUACAUGAUUGAUUAUACAUUGUCCCCAGCGGUAAAUUCAGUUUAUUAAAUAGAUACCUUUGUAAUGUCUUGCCAAGUAUUUGAAAAUAUAUUAGCAGUGUUAGUGUUAGCAGCAAAUAUUACUAGAUGGCGAUAUACUACCUGUAGUUUUAUAUUAUAUCAAUUUCCUUAUACGGAACAAUUUCGAUUUGGACGGUCGAAACUGCCUGUAACGUCCCAAUGAAAAUCAAUAAGUUCGAAACUGUGAUCCACGUCUGGAAGUAUCUAUCUUACUAUUCAUUCAACUUAAUGUUCUUCAUUAAACAUUGUUUAGUUGUAUAUGUUGGGUUACAAAAACAUUUUCUGUUGUGUAUUAAUUUUAUUUCCAUUUUGGUUAAGAUUUUAUUGCUUUCUUUAUGUUUUGUUUUAGAGCAGUAAUAAUUUUUUCAUCAAUAACUGUUAUUACCAUUUCAGUACCUACUUUUACGAACACACGGACGACUUGGAUUGGACAUUUUUCACGACAGAGACUAUUACCGACUGGAAAUAACUUAUUCAAACAUAACCGCAACUGCUUACCCAAUACGCAACUUUACUGUAACUUACAAUUUACUAUUCAUAUGACUGGGAUGUAUUUGUGACUUAUAUUGGAUUGGAUAUGUGUAGUUCUUUUUGAGUUAUUAAAUAAAGCUAAGGUUUUCUUAUC